CAUUGCCUGUCAUCAUUCAGCCAACAAUGACAAUAAGUUCUUCAAUUAUCUUGGAAACUUUUAAUUCCAGUAUCAUAACAAUGCCAUCAACUUCAUUUGAAACAUUUGAUAUGUCUAUAUCCAUGACAUCAACAGAUGUUUUAUCGCAGGAAUCUUCAUCUAUUGAUAUGAAAACUGACAAUAUGUCUGCCUUGAUAACUCCAACAGUACCUAUGUCAACAAGUGACUUGAUAUCAGUUGCUUUAGAAACAUCAUCUAAUUUUACUAUCGUUACAGUUCAACCAACAGUGCCUGUAAGUUCUACCGACAUAAUACACAAUGUAUCAUCUUCAUUUCUGGACACAAAUAAUUUGACUUCAUUUUUCAUAGAAUCAUCAACUGGAACAGCAACUGGAAUGUAUUCAUUAAAUUUCACUAGUGAUUUUCAGAUACCUUCUGUUACUAUGAAUUUUUCCUUAACUAUGGCAAUCUCUUCAGAAUUCAUUCAGAAAAGUUCAGAAAAUCAGACUGGCAUUAUGUCAACAACAGUAGAACCAAGUUUGACAACAACUUUUAUAACAGCCUCUGAGAUGGUAAAUCAGACUGGCAUUAUGUCAUCUUCAACAGUACAACCAGGUUUAACAACAACUUUCAUGUCAUCUGGGCUAAACCAGACAGCCUUUAUGACAACAACAACAGUAGAACCAAGUUUAACAACAACUUUUAUGACAGCCUCUGAGAUGGUAAAUCAGACUGGCAUUAUGUCAUCUUCAACAGUACAACCAGGUUUAACAACAACUUUCAUGUCAUCUGUGGUAAACCAGACAGCCUUUAUGACAACAGCAACAGUAGAACCAAGUUUAACAAAAACUUUUAUGACAGCCUCUGAAAUAGUAAAUCAGACGAGCAUUAUGUCAUCAAUAAUAGUAGAACCAAGUUUAGCAACAACUUUUAUGUCAUCCUCAGAGGUAGUAAACAAGACAGGUGUUAUGUCAAUAACAAAAGUAGAACCAAGUUCAACACCCAUCUUGCCCUCAUCAUCAGAAAUUGCUAUUAAUUCAAGCCAAUAUUUAACACCAUCAUCUACUUUUACAACAAUAGGUGUAUCUACAACAGACAUAGAUAAAUCAGUAUAUUUAUCAACAAGUGCUGCAGCAAUAUCAUCAACUAUUACAAUGGGACCAGUAAGCAACAGUGAACCAGUAGUUACUCUUUCAACAUCUCACACAAGUAGUAUUAUUCCAACAUUGGUGCCAUCGUCUACAGAAUCAUUAACAGUAAGCACCUCUCCUUCAACGAUGAUCACAUCUGAUGUGUUAACUAGCACUGGUGUGUUGUCACAAACACAAGUAUUAACUUCAGCAAUUCUUUCUUCAUCACAUGUUCAAAUGUCUAGUUCUGUUUCUAUGACAACAGCUGUUCCAACAACUGAGCCAACAACUACGAUAACCACACCGACUACGACUACAACACCCACUACAACCACAACACCGACUACUACAACACCACCACCUACGACAACACCUGAUGUCAAGGCCACAUACUGGGUUAAGACAGGAAUCUUAGUUCCAGUUGCAGAGGAUGAGAAGUCAGUAACAUUUAAGACCAAAGUAGAGACAGGACUUGCUAAUGCAUAUGAUCUGGCUUUCCAGAAACAAGGACAGGCUAGAAGGAGGAAAAGAUUUGUACAGAUUGGAAAGGCUGGAAUCAAUGUGACAGACGUUACUAGAGCACCAGGGAAAGAAGAUGUUACAUUAGCAUAUACAGUAGAUAAAGAUGGUACAACACUGCCAUCAACAGAAGCUGUGGCAGCCACUUCCAGUAUCAGUGAUCAGAUGAUGGCCAUUAAACUAGGAUAUGAAGUCUCGUCAAAGGCAGAAACUUACAUCUCCCAGGAACCAGCUACCGAUGAUACACCAUCAAAUCUAUGGAUAGUGGGAGCUGUUGUGGGCGCCAUAGCUUUUGUUGUUAUAAUAAUUUGGAUUGUUGUGUGUAUCAUAUACUGGAAGUAUAAACGAGCUCCAACCAAAGGCAGACCUCUAGAUUCAGAAAAUGAUCCACCUCUACUUAGGAUGAGAUCACCUACAGGAGCAGAGGAGGAUGAAGCACAGUAUAGUCAUGUGAUUGGACCAGAGGCCAAUGGUAGAGAAGCUUAUAAAGUGACCUCACCAAAGAAAGAGAAGUACAAGGUCAACCAUAAUGAAGAUUUGUAUGCUGAGGUCAAGAAACACAGUAAAUCAUCUCCUAAAAAAAAACUUGAUGCAGAAUCAAUGAAUAUAGUCACUGAAUAUAAUGAUACUACGAAAGACAAAACCAAGAAAAAGAAGAAAAAAAGUAGUCAGACUGUUGCUGGAUUAGAAGAACCAGAUGAAAAUUCACCAAAGCUAAUAAGGACAAAACACCUACAGAAAUAUGAACCUCAGAUUGAUGAUGAUCUAAAGGAAAGUAAGGAGGCUGAAAGAAAGAAAAAUAAGCAAAGACUGAGAGACAAAAGGAAAAAGAGAGAAAAAGAUCAAGAGGCAAUGAAAGAAUACUUAUCAGGACAAGAGGAAAUAGAUGCUGUGUUAGGUCAUAGUACGGAUGAAGUACCUGAUGUAUUUAUACAUAAACCUAAAAAGAAAAAAGGUUCAAAAGACAAAGAAGGAAAACAAAAUGAUGGAUUUGUAGAAGAUGAGUCAUUACGUGAGGCAAGAAAGAGGAUGCACAUGUUGUUAGACGAUGCAUUUGCACUCAUCUCACCUGCAGAAUCCAUGAAUGAUGGUGAAGGAACAAAAAAAGUAGCAAAAUCAGCUACCCCAAUUAGAAAAUUUACACACAGAAAUAAAGUCUCACCUGAAAAUAAGACGCAGACCAAACAAGGAUUUAGAGCCGAUGAUUUAAAGGCUCAAUCAGAGAAGAAACAUGAGCCAAUGUUUGUACAUACAAAUCAUACACCACAGCCAGAAACACUGCAGACAUGGAGUCCUUACAGAGCUGCUGACCAAGUAGCACUUAUAUCUAUGCCUAAUUCUAUGCAAACAUCAUUAGGGAGAGAUUUCAACAAGAAAAGUCCAGGAAAAAGACCGGUGGCAAAUGUUAAUUAUAAUGGUCCAACAUUGGCCACAGAACCUCCAAAACCUAUUCUUUUGAGGACUAUGGAUUUAGAUAAAAGUGGAGGACCACAUGAACAUAGAAAAUCUGGAAAUUAUGAACCAAAUAGAUCCACAAUGCUGAAUGACAUUGGAGCAACUAAAAGCUCAAAUUUAUCUGGUCUUAAAUCUAGUCAUAUUGGUUCAAAAGGACCUUCUCAGCAAAGUGUGGAAAUGAAAAAUCUAAAUGGCAACGUGUCUCAUUCUAAACCUCAUAGACCUCACUCUAAAACAUCAAAAGAUAUGGAUGAGACAGAUAUUGUGACAACGAACCUUUCUCAAAGGGAAGCGCCUCCUGAUCAAACAAUUCAAUCUAUCCGUAAUGAGCUACGCAGUAUUGUUAAUUCAAAUAAAACACCUUCAAAGACGAGGCAUUCCAUGGCAGAUAUAUCAUAGUCAAUAUUGAAGUUUUAUAAUUUGUUAUUAUUUCUAGAGAGUUUGCUGAAUACUGGGUUUAAAUUUUUGCAAUUUGGAUUUUUGUUCAAUUCAGUGUCUAAAAUGUAAUGGCUGAAUGGACAGCAAAGGUAAUUGAUGCUUUUCAAAGUUGAAGUUUAUGUUAAUGCCAUAGAAAAGACAAUUUUUAACAUAGCAGUUGCAAAUUAUAUUCAUACAUUUCAAAAACGAAAUUGAAGUGAUUAGGUUGUCUCAUUGACAAUCAUGCCAUAUUUUCUUAUUUUUAUGAUUUAACUGCAUUGCAGUUGCAAAAUUAUCUGAUGUGUCAAUCCAUUCAAGGCAUAUGAUGCCUUAAGGCAUCACCUGGGUACCGCACUAUGAUGCCUGUAUGAUAUUCCCUUGAUCUAGAUGAAUAUGGAAUUUCUUUUUAAUUCUUGAAGGGUCAGUAGAAUCUAAUUUAAAUUUUUAAUAUUAACAGUUUCAGCAAACUCAUAUAUAUAUAUGUCAAUGUUUAAAGCAAUUGUUUUCAUUUCUGCAGUAAUUAUGUUAAACAUUGCAUUGAAGUUAUUUGGUAGCAUUAUUGAAAUUACAAAAAAAAAGUUUUAUGCAAAAAAAAAUUUAAGUUCUGUUAUCAUUUUAAUAGCCAAUUAUAGUAUAAGUCAAUUAUGAAAUUUGCAUGUACCUCACAUAUUUGAAUAAAUGUUAAAUCUCAUGGUCACUUUAAAAAAACAGAAAACAAAAAAAGACUCAUCUAAUUUAACUGGAAACAGAUUAGAAAAUUCCAAUAUUUGAUUGAUAUUUUAAAAAAGUUCUACAUUUUUUAAUUAGACUUACAAAUUUAUAUUGCAAUAUAAUUUUUUUACUCAUAAUUUCCUAAACUAUAAAUUCUAUUAAAAUUUGAAUUUGUUUUAAACACAUAUCGAUAUAAGCUUAUUAUAAUUGUAUAUUUUGUAUCAUAAAUACAUAUCAAAAUUAUAUUGAGUAGACAAAUUGUACAAUUGUAAAUAAUUUAACUAAAAUAAUUUAUUUGUAAAUAUUGUUAAUUAUGCAAAACAGAUGUUACCAUCUACAGGCAAUUUGUGGUUAAUUUAAAAAGAAACUUUUUUAUGUAUGAUAUACACAAUUUGAGAUAUGCAAUUUCACAACUUUUAUUUAUUUUGUCCAUGACUUCAUUCUAUACACAUUAGAAUCUUUCAUCUUCAUUGUUAAAUCUAUAAGUAUGCUACACAUUGGCUGUUACUGUCAAAAGUCCAGAACAUAUAGAGAUGUUAAAAUCAGUAUGCUUGUUUUAUAGACGGGUAGCCCCUUUUUACAAAUAAGCUUUAGAAUUUAUUGGGAACUCAUUUGAUGGGUAAUUUUGCUUUUUUAAGAUUCAAAGAUAAGAUUUCCUUUUCACAACAUCAUCAUUUACAAAACUUGAUGUUGUAUUCAUUAAUGAGUUGACAAUUAUAUCCCUUGAAAGUGUAUUUACUCCCCUUAACUGAUAUAAAGAUUAUCUCUGAAUAAAAUUUUGGUGUGUCUUAGUAUUUUUGUGUAUCAAAUUGGCAGUUUUAAAAACUAAAGGACUGUGGGUAAUAAAAUUGUUCGUACCCCAAAAUGAAAAUAACAUCACGUCAUUGGUUGAAUUUCCAUUGUUUAGGAUGUUUUUAACCAAUCACAUUGCUAUAGUGUACGUUUUGAAAUAUUACCCAGAAUACACUAGAUUCUGAAACGGCUAAUUACAAGACCAUCUGAUACAAAGUUAUAAACCAUGCCUUAAUUAUGUUAAUCGUUUCUUUUAUGUAAUUCUGUAGUUGGUUUCAUCAAAUUUGAUUAAAACUGUGAUACAUUAGUUGGUGAAAAGGGAUUUGAUAUUAGUGCUAUUUUAUACACCAGUAUUUUUAUAUUGUCACAUAUUUUCCCCAUGACAUUGAUAUUAUAUAUCUUAACAAUCCAUAUUAUUAAACUUAACUGUAUGUGUCCUGUAUUUGGUUUUACUGUGUAUUUACCAUAAUUUAUUUUAUUUUAUUGUGUUACCUCCCAUUAGCAUUUUCAAUACUGUUUUAAUAUGUAUUCAUCAUCAGCCAAAAUUCAUUAUUUUUCUUUCAAGGUUAUUUUUUUACAUGUUUUUCAGGCUAAUUGAGGAGUUCACUAAUUUCUAUCGAUAUUGGGUUUGAAAACAUUUUUUUUCUCUCUGUUAUUUACCAGUCUAUGUAGUUUAGUUAUAUUUUAUUUGGCAAUGUUAUAAGCAAUAAAACAUACCUCUAUUAUUGUUAUAGAUCUGAGCUUUAAUGAAUUAGUAUAGUUCUUGUCUUUUUUAUAAAUUCUGUCGAUAUUUGCACGAUUUAUUUCAAUUGUUAUCACGUUUCAAAAUUAUUGAACAUGUACAAGAUAAUUAUGUUAGACCUUUGUUAUGAGGAAAUCAUAAAUUUACAAGAGUUUACCAUACUGUAAAUUUAGAAAUUAAUGCGAAGUUUUUAUUAUUGCGUAAAAUGCGACUGAGUUGUAAACGCAAUAAUUUAAAUUCGCAUUUUGAAAUAUUUUAUAUGAAUUGAACAGGAUUUUUAUCAAAAUCGUAAAAAUUAAAUCGCAUUUAAGUCUAAAAUGACAAAAUCGCAAUAAUAAAUGCACGCAAUAAUUUCUGAAUUUACAGUAUAUAAAAUUACUAUUAUAUAAAACGAAAAAAUGCCUUUAGUAAUGAAGGCAAUAUUAAUAUUGUUAACUUUUUUCAAAUCAGCUACUAUUGUGUUUAAUGUAUUUUUUAAACAAGUCUUAUUUUUUUAUUAGGUCUGAAAGAAUCAUUCAAAGGUUUUUUGCAGUAUGCUGGUCAAACCUGCAUUUAAUUUUUGUGUACAAUGUCAGAAAUUUUUAAAAGUUAUCUCAUGUGAUUCCAUUAUGUCUCCUAGAGGAGAAAUUUGUUGGUUGUUAAAAUUGUUAUACUGGAUAGUAGAUCUGUUAUAUUUCUAUGUAUUUGUUUAUAUCUCUUUAUAUAGUCAAAUUUGUCUUUAGGUUCAUCUGAUAUUAUUUUGUUCUUAUAUUGUCAAUAAAUUAUUUUUGUGACCAUUUUAUCACAAUAAAAUAUUUGUAAAUCAA
Mytilus trossulus (common blue mussel) is the source of this 6572-nucleotide messenger RNA. RefSeq names its product mucin-2-like. NCBI's taxonomy places the organism in Eukaryota, Metazoa, Mollusca, Bivalvia, Mytilida, Mytilidae. The coding region runs from base 27 to 3503 and encodes 1158 amino acids. The record is from RefSeq and is a predicted model, not a curated record. The transcript has 16 exons.